Corapipo altera (White-ruffed manakin) is the source of this 2338-nucleotide messenger RNA. Its product is annotated as Golgi integral membrane protein 4-like. Lineage: Eukaryota; Metazoa; Chordata; Aves; Passeriformes; Pipridae. The coding region runs from base 119 to 1912 and encodes 597 amino acids. Gene Ontology annotation, cellular component: Golgi membrane; Golgi apparatus. The record is from RefSeq and is a predicted model, not a curated record. The transcript is spliced from 14 exons.
UCGCGUCUUCCAGAGGGAUCUGCGAAUUUGCGGAGGAAAGGGGCUGUUGGGCAAAUUUAAUCAGAUGGUUUAGCAGCGCCGGCGAGGCAGCGCCGCAUCGCUGUGCUCCGGCCCCACCAUGGGCACCGGCAUGUGCUCCAGGAGGCAGAAGGGGCUCCUGCAGACCGCCUUCUGCCUGGUCACCGUGGCGUGCCUGGGCUCCGGAGUUUUCCUCUACAACCACUUGCAGCAGAAGGUGCGGAACGCAGAAGCCCUGGCCCAGAAAUACAAACAGCAGCAGGAAGCGCUGUCAGCGCAGCUCCAAGUGGUGUACGAGCACAGGUCCCGGCUGGAACGGUCCCUGCAGAAGGAGCGAGGGGAGCACAAGAAGACAAAGGAAGAUUUUUUAGUGUACAAGUUAGAAGCUCAGGAAGCUCUCAACAAGGAGAAGCAAGACUCCAUGAACAGAUACGGGGCCCUCAGCUCCCAGCACAAGAUCCUGAAGAACCAGCACGACGAUGUCAAGAAGCAGCUGCUUGACCUGCAGGUGCAGCACAACAGCCUGAAGCUGGAACACCGCAAGACACUGGAGAGCCACAGCCAGAAAUACACCCAGCUGCAGCAGGAGAAGGACAGCGAGGUCACCAGCCUGCAGGAUACAGUGUUUAAACUCAGGGAGGAGAGCAAGCUCCUUCGGAAGGCCCACCAGGAGGUUCAUUCCCAGCUCCUUAAUGCCCAGGCCCAGAUGGAAGAGUUCAGGCAGCUCAAGGAAGCUCUACAGAAGAUGCCAGGCUUCAGAGGAGGAGGAGGAGGAGGAGCUGGGAAGGGGCAGCAGCCUGUGGUGCCAGCCCACAGCCAGCUGCAGCUGGGGAGGCAGAAGGGUUUUCCAGUCAAUCCAGAGAAUGGGGUCCCUCUGGCAUCCCCGAUCUCGGGGUUCCAGAGGCCGGUGGAAGUCCCGGUGCUGCAGGGACAGAACUCCUACAGCAAGGAUGGCCCGAGGCCACAGCCAAACGUGCCCUUAACCCACCCCACCCCACCCCAGGAUGCCAACUCACUGCCAGAGGCUGUGCCAGCCUGGCCAGCGCGCCGUGGGGACGGGCACGUGGUGAGGUUCACCCGGACCAUGAACAGCCUCCCAAACGGGAACCCCGACGUGAAGAUGGUGAUGCGCAUCCAGGUGAGGAGCCACGAGGAAAGCCAAGCUCCUGGGCUGGCCCUGCCUGGUCCCAGACAACCCUCUGCAGCAGGAAAACCUCCAGUUCCAGACAGCCACCUCUCCCCAGGGAACAGACAGGGGCAAAUGCAAAGCUGGAAAGACAUAGUGAACAAGGUGAAUGCCCAGAUGGACGAAGAACAAGCACGUGGUUACCCAAAGAACCUCCAGUUUGAGCCCCAGCCUGGGCAGGAGGUGCAGAGGGGCAGCUCCCAGGCCCCCAGCCAGGGGAGAGGGGAAGAGCAUCACAGAGCUGAGCAAGGAGGAGAGAAGGAGAGGAUGGAUGAGGAAGAGCUGGAAAUGGAUGCAGGAGUGAUUGAGAGGGAGGAGAACUUGCACCCUCAGAAAGAGACUGUUGUCCAGGAGCCAAUGAUGCCAGAUGAUGCUGCAGAUCCUGCCCAGGAUCCCAAUAACCAAGGCGAGGAUGAGUUUGAGGAAGCUGAGCUGGAGAGACCCGACUUCGAAGAGAAGGCAGGAGGUUUGGAGAAGUUCAAGGAGCCCAGUGUGAAAGAAGAGUCAAAGGAGAAGCCACUGAAGGAUGCUGGUAGACCUGCCAAGCCCAGGGAAGACCCAAUGGAUGACUAUCAAGAAGAUCAGGAGCAAGAAAUUGAGGAUCAUGGAGGUGAGGUGGAUGACAACGAUGACCUGGAGCUUGUCCAAGAGCGGAAGGACCGUGUGGGCCUGCAGGGAGCUGGUGGCAAGAAGGACGACUACUACUGAGAGAUGCUGAAGGAAAAUGGGAUACUCUCGGAAUGAGGGGACGGGAGCUCCUCCUGGGAACUGGCUCCUGUAUUAAACACUGCCCAGAACAAAGGCAGGAGGAGGUAACUCUUGCAGGCCCUGAGCAGGGGCCUUGUAGACAUGCAUUACAUCUCUGUGUGGGGGCCGUUGGCUCUCCGGUCGAUGGCAUGGAAGUGCUCCCAGACUGUAGGAACGAUUUUAUCCUGCUGCUUUUCUUAGAAGCACUUUUUGAUUUACUGUGUUCUUCACCUUCUUGUUUUCCAUAUCCCCUCCACAGCUGGAGAGGGGGUUUUUUGUUGGGUUUUGGGGGUAUUUUACCCCCCUGGGCAGCAGAGAGGUGCCUGAACCGGUCCCUGGACUUACUCAACUGAUUGCUAAUACAAAGGAAUCUCUCUUCAUAAAACA